AUGGGAAGAGUCCAGUUCCCGACCAAGGAUCGGUUCGCAGCACCCUUCCGUUCCAAGGAAGCGUUUGUCGACUUCAUCAGAGCCCCACAAGGCAAUGAUGGUCAUGCCCCAAUUGGCGACGAAAGAUGGUCCAACAAAGAUCUUGAGCCAACGCCAGUUGAACAGAGAACUUGGACUUGGUUCAAUCUGCCGUUGUACUGGUUCUCCAACCAAUUCUCCCUUGUUGGCUGGAACACUGGCUCCGCUCUCGUAACCGUCGGCCUGACAUGGCAACAAUCCUUCGUAUCGGCCUGCAUUGGCUCUUUCCUUGCUGCGGUCGUAGUUAUUCUCAUGGCCCGACCAGGCGUGAAGUAUCACAUCGGAUUUCCCGUCAUCGCAAGAUCAGUCAUGGGAAUGUACGGCUCUUACUUCUUCGUCUUCAUCAGAGCCAUGGUGUGCAUCAUCUGGUACGGCAUUCAAUCCUUCUACGCCGGGAACAUCCUCUCGGUGAUGCUCCGUUGCAUCUUCGGUAGCUCUUGGGAGAACUUUACGAACACUCUUUCUCCUACUGCAAGCGUCACCUCAAAGCAACUUUUGGCUUUUUUUAUGGCUUGGCUAAUGGAGUUUCCGUUCAUGUGGGUCCAUCCCAGGCACAUUCACUACAUCUUCACGGUGAAAGGGUUCAUCAUGCCAAUUGCGGCUUUUGCAGUGUUCGGAUGGUGCAUGGCCAACGGAGGUGGACUGGGCGCAAUGGACCUUGCUUCCAACGAAGGCGAGCUUGCUGCCUCGGUGACCCCUCUAGGAUGGAGCAUCAUGGCCGGCAUUAAUACCAUCUUCGGUUCCCUCUCGCCUAUGUUGGUCAACCAACCCGAUCUUGCUCGAUACUGCAAAAAGCCUCGAGAUGCUGGUAUAACCCAGGGUAUCAGUGUCUUCGUGGCCUCCAUUAUCGUGUUCUUCUUGGGCAUGGCCUCUACGACUUCUAUGCAGGCAGCAUAUGGCGUUGCCUACUGGAAUAUUUGGGACCUCUUCGAGGCUAUUCUGGACCACCAUUUCGGCGCUGGUGCGCGUGCGGGUAUUUUCUUCGCGGCUCUGGCAUUCUAUCUCGGAGUCUUUGCGACGAACUUUGGGGCGAACUCCAUUCCAUUUGGAAGUGAUAUGACUGGUCUCUUCCCAAAAUGGCUUACCAUUCGUCGUGGCCAGGUGCUUUGCGCCAUCCUCGGUGUAGUCGUGCAGCCGUGGCAGUUGAUGAAGAAUGCUUCAGCCUUCUUGAGUUUCCUGGGUUCCUAUAACAUCUUCAUGGCACCUCUUUGCGGCGUCAUCAUCGUCGAUUAUUUCAUCGCACGAAAGGGAAACAUACAUGUACCAUCUUGCUACGAUGGCAAAAAGACAGGCCUCUACUGGUUCUGGUCCGGUGUAAAUUGGAGCGGCGUGGUGGCAUGGCUACUUGGUACUACUAUGGGCAUUCCAGGACUCAUCGGCCAGUACGAGCCGCAGAUCAUAUCGGCAGCUGCACAAAAUAUGUACCGUAUGGGCUGGCUGUUGACCUUCUUCACGGCAGCGACGAUUUACUGCGUCCUUACUCUCUUAGUCAAACCUCGAGUAUUCCCAGUCGGACGAGAGAGCACACCGUUUGAACGGGAAUGGCUAGCGAACGAGGGCCGCGAGGGCUUCUACGACGGAGAUAGAGAUGGUGGAGAGAUUUAUGCCGCUGCAACGCCUCCUAUGACUGAUGGAGGAGACGACGUUGAGAUUGGCGAGAAGUCACCGAAGAUCGUCGAAAUCUACGAGACCAUGAGCUCAGAUCUCUACAGACUCACAGCCAGCGAGAUCUCGGCGAAGAUCAAAGCAGGCGAAACUUCAGUCGAAGAAUACGCGAAAUCACUUCUUGCACGCAUCGAAUCGCGCGAUGAGGCCGUUCAAGCAUGGGCAUACCUUGAUCCCGAGUAUGUUAUCAAGCAGGCGAGAGCGCUCGACGCCAUUCCAACAGCUGAACGGGGACCGCUGCAUGGCGUUGCCAUCGCCGUAAAGGAUGUCAUCUACACCAAGGAAAUGCCUACACAAUUCAACUCACCCAUAUAUGCCAACGACGCGCCACAAGUAGAUGCUGGCUCCAUAGCGAUACUACGCAAGAACGGCGCACUCAUCUUCGGCAAAACAACCACGACCGAGUUUGCUGCAACGACCACCGGCCCAAAAACACGGAAUCCGCACGACCCGAAGCGUACUCCUGGCGGCUCUUCAUCCGGAUCUGGAGCCGCAGUAGGCGAUUUUCAAGCACCUAUUGGUCUAGGUACGCAGACUGGUGGUAGCACCAUUCGCCCUGGCUCGUACAACGGCAUCUACGCUCUCAAGCCCACAUGGAACUCUAUAACCCGCGAAGGCCAAAAGAUCUACUCGCUAAUUCUGGAUACACUUGGUCUCUACGCCCGCAGCGUGGCUGACCUGGAACUCCUCGCCGACGCCUUUGCCAUUCACGAUGAUGCUCCGCCUCCAACAGAUUACACAGUGAAAGGUGCGAAGUUCGCCUUUCUCAAAACGAUGGUCUGGCCAAACGUUGGUCCUGGCACCUCGGCCGCACUUGACAAAGCUGUCUCGCUCCUUCGUGCACACGGAGCUGAGGUCGAGGAGAUUGAGUUCCCAGAGUAUCUGAAUGAGUUGCCAAAUCGGCACGCGACAGUACUCAACUCUGACGGCCGAACUGCGUUUCUUCCAGAAUAUACGGUCGCUAAGGACAAGAUCUCGGAACAGCUCGUAGGCCAUGUUGAGAACAGCGGAAAGAUUUCGCGCAAGGCGCAACUUGAAGCCUUUGACGAGAUCGCAGCAGCAAGGCCGAUCGUGGACGAUAUACUUGGCAGAUACGAUGCCGUACUUACACCGAGUGUGCCAGACGAGGCGCCGUUGGGGAUUGAGAAGACAGGAAGUGCGGCUUUUUGUUUGAUCUGGACAGCACUGCAUACACCAGUAGUAAACGUUCCAGGGUUCAAAGGCGAAAAUGGAAUGCCAAUCGGCAUAUCGCUCGUUGCGCCUCGCUACCAUGACAGACGAUUGCUCGCUGUAAGCAAAAAGGUGGGUGAGAUCUUCGAAGCUGAGGGUGGAUGGAAACGUUCUGUAUAG
Molecule: messenger RNA, 3093 nt
Organism: Alternaria postmessia
Lineage: Eukaryota; Fungi; Ascomycota; Dothideomycetes; Pleosporales; Pleosporaceae
Exons: 7
Coding region: 1-3093 (1030 amino acids)
Biological process (GO): nucleobase transport; transmembrane transport
Cellular component (GO): plasma membrane
Molecular function (GO): nucleobase transmembrane transporter activity
Source: RefSeq, a predicted model, not a curated record